Pungitius pungitius (ninespine stickleback) is the source of this 3764-nucleotide messenger RNA. It is a transcript of the gene znf513a, whose product is annotated as zinc finger protein 513a. Gene Ontology annotation, molecular function: DNA-binding transcription factor activity, RNA polymerase II-specific; RNA polymerase II cis-regulatory region sequence-specific DNA binding. The transcript has 3 exons. The record is from RefSeq and is a predicted model, not a curated record. Gene Ontology annotation, biological process: regulation of transcription by RNA polymerase II. Bases 681 to 2354 code for a protein of 557 amino acids. Lineage: Eukaryota; Metazoa; Chordata; Actinopteri; Perciformes; Gasterosteidae.
CGGCGCGGCCCCGAUGAGCCACCGGAAGAGAGAUGGAACUACCCGCUCAUUUUCCACAGCAGGACUCUUUGUCAGAGAGAAUGAUCUGAAAAAUGGAAAAGUAGAGAAAGGAGCCGAGACACCAUUCCAUUAUUAUAUAAGGGUCAUAAAAACAGGACCAUUGCCAUCAAGGACACCAUUAUAAAAGAAGGCAUUUAUUCAUCAUCAUCAUCAUCAUCUGCUGCCGCUGCCUCUGCUCCCACUACCCCACUGCCAUUAUCAUUUCCCCCUCAUCAUCAUCAUCAUCUACAUCUACCCUCAUCAUCAUCAUCAUCUACCCUCAUCAUCAUUAUCAUCAGCCGCUGCAGCUUCACCAUUACAGUCAUCAUCAUUACCAUCAGGCUUGGUAAUCAUCCACGAGGGGUUUCCACGGGGCAGAUAAAAGGCCAGCGUCGAGUCCCGCCUUCCUCACUUUUUGCCCCGGCGUCUGUGGAGGAGGACGCCUUCUCCUCUGGCUCCUUUGUUCGCUUUCAGGAGAAGACGACGAAGCCCAAAGAGUUCCGUCUCGAAAGCUUUUUGUACUAUCCUCUGGGAAAAGUUUUUUUUUCUCUCUGCUUUUUAUCUCCAAGGUAGCAGCUGAGAUCGGGUUCUCUGUGUAUCCCCUGGGUGAUGAGCAGAGCCCCGCCUACAGCCAGCUCAGCAUGGAGAGUGAGACGGACAACUCGCACAGCACAACCGACAACGGGAGGGAGGACGAGGGCGGCUCCGCUCAGUCCGAGCCCGCGUUCCCCCCUUACCUGUCCUGCAGGGGCUGCGGACAGCUCCGCGAUGAACCCCUGGGGCCGGGCAUAGACCUGGUGGGACCCUACUGCCUCAGGUGCUGCAAAGCCUCCCGGGAAGCCAAAAGUCCCGACUUCUGUUCGCCUUUCGGAGGCGUCGGCGGGAUGCGCUCGGGUUCCCAUCUGCAGCUGGACGGCGACGGGCUGGGAGACGGGAUGGGCGACAAGGCACUGACAGUUGAGGACAAAUUGGCCAAACUGCACACGUGCCACCUGUGUGGCUUCUCGUCGCGCUACGCCAACCACGUGAAGCGCCACAUGAAGACGCACAACGGCGAGAAGCCCUUCAACUGCCCGCUGUGCACGUACGCCUCGGCCCAGCUGGUGAACCUGCAGAGACACCUGCGCAUUCACACCGGGGAAAAGCCCUACAAGUGUGACAUCUGCACGUUUGCCUGCAGUUCCCUCGGCAACCUCAAAAGGCACCAGCGCAUGCAUGUGCCCUCCGCGGGGCUGCGGCAGGACGUCCCGCCGCGACCCGCCGGGGGCCUAAACAGCCUGAAGAGGCAUGUGGCCGGGCAAAGAGCUGGUGGAGACGUGUCGUGUGCUUCAGCCAAGGUUUCAGAAGGUGCCCGGCCCAAUUCGAAUGUGGGAGCCCAGAACAAUGACUACCUAUCAGCCUUUGAUGGCUUAAAGGGGGCCUCCCCACCACCACGGAUACCGGCCUCUAACCAGGCUCCUGUCCACCAGCCUCCCCCCCCGCUGAACGCCACAGGCGGCGGCAGGGCGACCAGAGGGGCAGCGGCGGACGGCGCCGCCCUCCCCCCUUCGCUUUUCCCCUUCACCUGCCGCCUGUGUGGCGUCGUCCUGGAGGACGAGGACGGCUCCUCGGCCCAGAUUUGCGCCAAGUGCACCCUCGAAAUGCUGACCAAGGACUCCUCGUCAUCUCCCAACAGCCCCGGCGAGCGCAGCGACAAGGUGUACACCUGCGCCGCCUGCCCCUUCCUCACCCACUACCCCAACCACUUGGCGCGCCACAUGAAAACUCACAGCGGCGAGAAGCCGUACAAGUGCCCGCAGUGCGACUACGCCUCGGCGCACUUCGACAACCUCAAGCGCCACCACAGGGUGCACACGGGCGAGAAGCCCUACAAGUGCCACCUGUGCGACUACGCCUGCGGGAACCUCGCCAACCUCAAGCGCCACCAGCGGGUGCACUCGGGCGCCAAGCCCUUCCAGUGCGCCGUGUGCAGCUACAGCUGCAACCAGAGCAUGAACCUGAAGCGCCACAUGCUGCGCCACACCGGGGAGAAGCCGUACAAGUGCCAGGAGUGCGGCUACACCACGGGCCACUGGGACAACUACAAGAGGCACCAGAAGAAGCACGGCCUGGCCACGGACGGGUGGGUCAAGGUCCCGAUGACCGGCGGCGGGGGCCGGGGAGACGAGGAUGAGGAGGACGACGAGGAGGAAGGGCGGAAGGGGCUGGGGGUCGGCGCUCCGGCUCACAGAAAGGAGACGGGCGUCGACAUGCAGUACAUGUCCAGGGAGGGGGGUCAGACACUACACUCGUGCUACAAACUUGAGAUUGUUUAAAAUAUAACUCAGCAAAACUAAGCUACCAGCAACUUAUUUUCUUCUUCUUUUUUCUUUCUUUCACAGAGCCUUUACGAUGUUUCGGUGUGUGUCAGACUUUGUGUUGUCAGGUGUCUUCAGAGGCUGCUAAAUGUUUGUUUGUAGAAUCUCGCACAAUUUGUUGUUGUAUAUUUUUCGAUCAAGUGGAUUUUUGUUUUUUUUUCUGCUCUGCUUUUGUGUCAAAAAGAACAAUCCGCUCUCAUGUUAGAACACAUAUCUGGUGAUUCCUGCAGAGCGUUACCAGACCCACUGAACUGGUGAGCUGCGCUGUGUAGAAUAUCUGCGUAAUAAAGGGGAAUUUGCUUUAUUUUCGUAAAAGUCGUCCGUCUCAAAAGUUUACCUUAAAUCUUUUAGUUUUGUGCCAAAGAUCUAAUGAAAAAGCCUAAAUGUACCUACCUUAACGUGAGGUUACUGUGACUCGGCUACACAGCGCAGCCUGGAGUAGGUACGGGCCCGUCUUCACCUUUGUUUCCAUCGAGGCUCGAUGCCUUCAGAUAAGCCUGCUAACGUAUGAACUACUAGCAAAGUGCUAUUUAAUGAUACUGGAAUUGUUUUAUGCUUCCUGAAAUAUGUUGAUUCAUUAGGUUGUGCUAACCUUCUCUUGGCCUGCAGUCUUUCAUGUUUAAUCCCUCAAGAUUAUAUCUCUGUGAUUUGGGAGACUUAAAAAAAAAAAAAAAAGACCUAUUUUAACACUCAUUGCAUGCGCAAGCAUUUUGAAAAGCCCUCUUCAGUAUUUACUCGGUGUGGUUAAAGUAAAAGCACAAUUGAACACACGCGGCAUUUAAAGUUGUGCAUUGGGGGGGUCAUUGGUUCACUUGUCGGCGCUUCUUAUGCGAUCCGGGAGUAACAAAUUGUAAUAGAGCAUGUUGUUCAAAGGAUUCUUCUCAAACUUGUACUUUUUACAAAUAAUUCAGUCUAACUUCAUUCUGGGUCUUUAUCUUCAAGUUCCCUCCGAUACAUUUUACCGUUUACUGUGAAGUUUGCCCCAUUCUCGUGUUUUUUUAAUUUGAAAAUAUCACAUUAUUAAGCAUGUGGGUGUGUAAUCGUUUUAUUUUUGUGUGUGGCUGUAAUACACUGCCAGAAGUGCAUACUUUAAUAUAUAGAAAGUGUUUGUUUUUUUUAAAUCUAAAAAAAUGAGUUUGAAUGUUUCGUGUGUCAUUUGGUUCCCAUGGGAAAACAUUAGGGACUGUGAUUUAAGUUUAUACUUUUUGAAUUACUAUUAUAUGCAAGGGAUUUUUUUCAGGUUGCCAACUUGCCGCGACACGAUGGAGAAUUGAGUACUGACAACCCGAGUGUCUUCAUGCAGUGUCUCAUAAAUGCCUUAAGUGAAGCUUUUGAAAUAAACCCAUGGAAUUCAUUUCAUUGAAUGUC